Molecule: messenger RNA, 1261 nt
Organism: Cimex lectularius (bed bug)
Lineage: Eukaryota; Metazoa; Arthropoda; Insecta; Hemiptera; Cimicidae
Exons: 7
Coding region: 205-999 (264 amino acids)
Source: RefSeq, a predicted model, not a curated record
UCCACUAAUCCACUCCAGUCUCGACUUCCGUCGGCGUGGCGUCCGGAUAAGGCUCGACCGCUACGUUACGAUAAUUCCUCCCCCCCUCGUGGUUUCUUGUGGUUUGAUUUCUGUGCAGUGAUUCUGUGAUAUUAUGUGCGACUCUGACAAAUGGACCGGAAUGUAAAGGGAGGCAGAUAGCGUGGACCACCGAGAUGGUUCAUUAUGAGCAGACAUGGACCAUUCCCUAUAGCACACCCUUCAACAAGAAACCCAUGGAGCGGGCAGCCCUGUUCAGAAUCUGUAUCGAGUUCUGCCAGCAGUCAGACAUACCAUGUCAUACCACCAAAUCAGUAUGUUCAGAUGGAACCGUACUGGGAGGAAGGGGGACCAUACGUUAUGGGCCAGUCCGUCCGCCACCCGCAAGAAGCCCUGUUGCCACAGCCGGGGGUGGCGACGUCGAUAGCCCCAACUGGUGUUUACCUCAUGCCGAAACAAAAUGUUCCCAGGCACCACUUCAGCGUUGCCUCAGAAAGCGUAGGAGAACGACGAUCCCGCCCAGAUUCUUCGCGCGCGAUCACACCAACCAGCGGCCACGGUGGUGGGACGACGGAAACUGCGGUCCUUCCCUGCGGCGGUCAUUGUGUAGCUCUAGAAACAUUUUGCCACCACUUCCUCCAAGUUGGAUUUGUGGCUGGAAUUCUGACGGGCAUCUGUUUAGUCGUUGCCGGAAUGGUGUUAGGUGGAAGUCGGAACGGUGAUUUAGGGGUCCUCACCUACAUCGGCGUCCUGACGUCGCUCGUCUCCGCUCUUCUUCUGUCCAUACAGUGCUGUUCGAAAACGAGGCCGAGGCAGCGGAGGCACCGCCCGGUGCGCGAGGAGAUACCGAUGAGGGAUCUGCCACCACUCCAGCCUUUACUAACCAAAAUAGUACACCAGCAGAUUUCACACGACCAGCAUCAGUUCAGGGAAGAAUGCGGAAUACCUUGGUGGAGAAGAGAAAACCCCAGCGCUUACUAGGAUUUUCGCUUUUGAUCAGAAAAUUUUUAAAAUAUCCAAAGACGAAAAGUAGUAGAAAUUAAUUCCACUGCUUCAUGUUCUACCUUUAAUUGCAUUGACUAAUUUAAAUUCUAGGUUUAAUUUACAACGUUGUAAAUAAUUUUACUGGAUAGGAAUAUAUUGUAAUAUUAUUUAUUGCGCUUUGAGCGUCGUUUGCUUGUAACUAUUUAAAUAAUUUUUUGUGUAAAAAUAAUACGCGGAAUUGAAAUGUGAAAAAGUUAUA